AUGUCUGGAAACUCCAACGUCGGCAACUCUGCUGUCUACCAGAACGAUGACCAGCGCACCGUGCCUGACUCUCAGAUUGAGCAGGAGAAGAAGGAGAACAGAUUCCACGAGGGCAAGGAGAACUCACACAAGGCCACUGAUUCCAAGGACGAGCGAUCAAUCGCCAACAAGCUCGAGCGUGAGAAGAAGCGCGAAAACGAGGAGGAGGACAAAGACAUCGAGACGGUCCGUCGUGAAAAGGACGCCACUCUGCCAGCCCGCGCUCACGGCAACGAGCCAUCCAAAGGCGCAAAGAUUGACCAAGAGCUGAGGGAAGAGGAGGAGGCCGAGCUCAAGAGGAAGGGCAAGGCUUAG
Messenger RNA from Plenodomus lingam JN3, 354 nucleotides. RefSeq lists its product as uncharacterized. The record is from RefSeq and is a predicted model, not a curated record. Lineage: Eukaryota; Fungi; Ascomycota; Dothideomycetes; Pleosporales; Leptosphaeriaceae.